Molecule: messenger RNA, 8983 nt
Organism: Cottoperca gobio
Lineage: Eukaryota; Metazoa; Chordata; Actinopteri; Perciformes; Bovichtidae
Product: serine/arginine repetitive matrix protein 2
Exons: 3
Coding region: 304-8463 (2719 amino acids)
Cellular component (GO): nucleoplasm
Source: RefSeq, a predicted model, not a curated record
CCCCAGCCUGGAGAAGAAAAAAAGAUCCAAGUUGGACUCUCCAGAGUGGCUCUGCCAGACUGGGCUGUACAGACCUGCUCAGUCCUGGAUUCGGCAUGUGCACAGAGGUCUUGUAAACGUGGAAUGUGCUUUGGAUUUUGAGAGACAGUUUGGUGGAUGAGGGGGAAGAUAUUGCAACACAGAGGAAUUCCAUGCCUUCAGGAAAGCCUCAUCAUUGGGCAAAGUUCAGGAACAGAGCCCAGAGAAGGCUAGAGGAGCAGACUGGACUGGCCACAGCGAGAAUUUGGAGCUUGUGGACGAGCGAUGGACAGCUGGACUCUCCAGGGGGACAGCUACUCCUUCCUGCGCAGUGCACCCCACAGAAACCUUUCCCUGUGCCAUCGUGACGGCACCCCCAACCACGUCGAAAUCUUCGACAUCAUCAACGUCCCUCAGCGCAGUGCCAUUUCCGAGACCACCUGCCUGUGUGACAUUUUUGGAGACGACUGUGAGUUGCCCUCCCUCUCAAGCAGCCCUGCUGUAGGGUUUUUUGUCCCUUCCCAUAGGGAGGUAGACGGGACAGCUGCUGCAUCACCUCUGGUGGAUGAUCUGAACGACUCAGGCUCUUAUCACACCGCACCGGGCUCCAGUGAAGGAGAGGAGGGCUUUGAAGAUUCAAGAGAAAGGCUUUGCAGCCCCCUGUUGCAGAGCGAGUCUUCACAGGGGAGGCAGCUGGAGGGCGAUAGACUAAGCUCAGGGCAUCCAGAAGUUUCUGAGGACAGUAGCCCAAAUUUAGAACCUAAAAGCAAAUCACCAGUACCUCAGCUUAGUACAGCUAGCCCAACACCUAAAGGCCUCAACACUGGUGAGAGGACCCCCUCAUCUGGACAUAACAGCCCAUAUACCCUCAGUACAGAGGGAAGAGAAUCAUCUUUGUCUUCUUCCUCAGUUGAAAAAAGAUGUUUACUAUCAUCACCUAGUCCUAGACCAGCUCAUUCAGAAACUGAACCAAGGAGAACCACUCCUGUUGUCAAAGAUAGACAUAACAGCCCUGCGCAUCAGUCUUUAUCUCCGAGUCCCUCCCCUGAACCUCAGAACUGUGUCAGCUCAUCCUCCUCUGAAUCAUUGAACACCCCAUCGUUACCUGAGUUCAGGGUCGUCGCACAAGGCUCACCUGAACAAAGGAGCAGCUACUUUGAUCAACACAGCAGUCCCUCACCUGAGCCCACAUCCAAAGAUUUCUUUCUAGAAUUGACAGAAUCUGCCUUUGAAUCUAGAGCCUCACUUUCAUCUCCUUUACCUUCAUCCAGUAGUACAGAGUUAUCAUCCAAGUUGAGAGAAACACUGGCCUCUCCUGAGCUGAAGAAUAGGCCCUACUCCCCUGAUACUCAAGCAUCAUCUCCUUUUUCUGAGCUAAGAGGGCGGGUCUCACUGCCUGAUCUCCUCAGCAGAGGCUCUACACCUGAUAUUGAAGACUCUCUCCACACCCCAGAGCUGAUUUCAGGUCCUUCUCCUGAGAGCCAAGAUACAAGGUUAUCAGCUGAACUUUUUAGCACUGUGUCUACACCAGCCCCACGAUACACACCACCCUCACCUGUCAUUUCAAUAGCAACAUCUCCUGAACUUGUGGAAAGUAGUGUCUCACCUGAUUUAAGACACACAGCUCCCUCCCCUGGACUACUCAGUGUUGCUUCUUCUGAGACAAGAACUCCCUCUCCUGACCCCUCACAUAAAAUAAGACACAUUUCAACACCUUCUGAAAGCAGGACCCAGGUGUCUUCACCUGUGGUUAGUUAUAGUUUAUCUCCAUCACCGGAAUUUACGAGCAACACUUCUCCCAUAAAGCACAGACACACUGCUUCCUCACCUUUAAUCAGAAUUACAACAUCCUCACCUGAGGUCAGUAAGAGAGAGUGGUCUUCUGAGGUGGAGACAGCAUCAGCAUCUCCUUUCCUAGAGCUUCACCCUGACUCUGCCUCAACAAGAAGCCUCACUUCGUCCCCUCAUAUUACAGGGAUUUCUUACUCUGUUGUUCAGCCUGAGGACAGGUGCACUUCCCCAUUUCCUGAGCUCUCUCGUUUCUCCACCCCUAAGCCUGAUAGAACACUUGUGUCCCCUGAAGCCAGGAGCCCUACCCCAAGCAGAGACAGUAUUCAGAGCAGUGUAGCAGAUUCCACUGGUACACCAAGAGACUUCCCUCACAUAUCAGGCUUCACAAGCUCUGUCCUGCAGCCUGAAAUAACUCUACCGCACCAACCCUGGUAUCAAACACCUUCUAAUCAUCCAAAGCAUCACACUCCCUCACCUGAGCCAAGAUAUCAAACCCCUUCAUCGGACAAGUAUCAAAGUCCCUCACCUCAGCACAGAAGUAGAAAUUCAUCACCUGUUGCCCCAUCUCCUGAGCAGAGGUAUCAUCAGCCUUCACCAGCAACCCUCUCCACUGAGUGCAACCCUCAGUACACACAGCUUACUCCUCCUCUAAGAAAAACACCUGAGGUUGAGGGGGAUUCCUCAUCAGUUGAUAUUACAGUAACACAAUAUCCCACACAUCUGGCAAAAGAGAGUGUGUCACCCACUUUUGAAUUAGACAGGAGAGACAAAUCAGUUGUAGCUGAAAUGAAAAGCAAUUCAACAGUGGUGGCAGUUCAGUCACCUGUAUCUACUUCAGCUUUCUUAGCUGAUACAAUGGUAGAUAGUUCACUAAAACAACAAAGCACAGAGACAGAGGAAACAACAAAGGAAGAUAACCUUCAAGAUAAGUCAAGUUUAGCUUCAUUCCCUGAGGAAAAACAAACCAUUAGCCCCACCUUUGUUCAGAAAGAAGAUAUUUACAAAAAUCCCCCCAUAGAAAUCAAGUCUCCCUCUCCUAAUCUUCUAGUCUCUAAAGACAGGAGUCCAAAUAUUUCACUCGUACACAGGGCUAUAUCCAACUCACCUGUGCAGAGAAUGGGAGACACACAGCCUCACUUCACUAAUUAUUCCCUAACUUCUGAAAGCAGCAGCUCAUUAAAAUCAGCUUGUACACCUGAGCCUGCGAGAAGACAACUGUCAACCAGAGUUAGGCGUGAAAACAAAGAGAGGAUAACAGAGGACAUGGCCCACUAUGUAAACAGAAGGCGGACUCCCUCUCCGCCACUCACCAGGUUUACACCGGUCCACAUUAUAGCCCCUGAAAAACCGUACAGACAGUGGCAGAACAGAAGCUGUAGCCCCUCUCAGGUUGAAGCAUCCUCACCACGUGGUAAUUUAAAGAAAGCUGUGACAAAUAGGGAAAGCCCCAAUGUUGCCCAUGUUGACAAUAAUAGCCAGGCUCACUGGGUCAGGCAAGGAAGGCAAUUGGAGAUGGAGAGGGAAAUACAGCUGGAGGAGGAUAGGGAGGUAGGAAGGGAGAAGCAAAGGGAUAGGGAGAUGGAGAGAGAGAGAAAGAAGAGGGAGGAGCGGGUUCCUGAAAAGGGGAUGGGUUGGCAGGGGGACGCCAGUUACAGAGGGGAACAGGUUGAGCUGUCAUUCAAUGCCAGGAAUAGAAAAGGGCCUGCGAGUUGCAGCACAGCUCCCACAAGCAGAGAGAACCGUCAGGGACUGCCAACAGUGCAUUCCUAUUCAGAGAGCUUGCUUGCCACCAGACAGCUACAGCAACAACAGAGUCUGCUUAGACUGGCUUCCCAACAAGACACCAGGGGUGGUGGUCCCAGCAGACGGCUUCAACCUUCUGCACCCCACAACAAGAAGAGUGUUCCUGGACGCAGGGCUGCAAACAGGCCUGACCGGAGUUCCAGCUCUAGCAUGGGAAGUGAGCUUGAUGAGGCAGACGAUGAGGUGACGUGGUUUUCGGACUUGGCUUUCAGCAGCCUGUCAAGCCCUGAGGUAGAUUACCUUGACAUGUACAACUCCAGCCACCAUUCAUCUACCAACAUUUCUCAACCAUCUAUGCAGGAGAGCCCAGCUGGUGUCAAUGCUGCCUGGCCGGCCUAUGCUGACUUCAGGGGUUCUGCUCCCAAGCUGGACAAUGAUGAACUCUCCCUCCAGCAACCAUCGGCAUACUACACAGAUGGCCUAGAUCAAUCAAGGCACUAUGAGAUGGGGAGCUUUGAGUGCGUAGAUGUGGCCGUGGAUAGAGGGGACUCCAGGAGGGUGAGGAAGGGAGUACCAAAGAGACAAAUUCAGCUGAAGAGAAAGAAUAAUGCUGAAGGGAAGCAGGAUGGGAGCAGUGGAAAUAGCAGUCCUGGGUUACCAGUGAUGGAGGAAAGCCCCUCUCUAAAAAGUUGCUCCAGAGAGACAUUCAUGAGACAACACAGUACACCAGCAGCAAUGCAAGAAUGCUACCCUUCUGAGUGCAGCCCUGUGUCUAGUCAACAAAAUGAAAGAAGAUCCAAACUCCAGAAAUCUGUUUCUCUGGAUGAAACAUGCACUAAAACCAAGAUGGCCACUUGUCUCAUCAAGAGUGUGUUGUCCAAGAAGAUGCAGAGUGUUGAUCGACAACCUGAUGAGCAGGCAAGAGAAGAAGAAAGUCCCACUUUUGAGGAAAACAGCCCACCAACAGAGAGUACAGUAGCACCACUCAAAGAGUCCUCAAAGCCUGACUCACAUAAUAUGAGUUCCAGUCUUCAGUCAGAGUAUAGUCUUUCAUCUGAGGUCCUUCCUGUGAGAGGAGAACCAAGCACAAAGGAUGAAGCCAAACCAACAAAAAACUUUGGAGUGAGAUCCAGUAACAGGCCAAGUUCAUCCAGCAGCAGCCAAAGUGUUAACUUUUCACAGACUGAGAGUGAAGAGGCUGAUUCUCAAAGCAGGAAAGCAGCCUCACUAAGAUCUAAAAUGAGAUCAGAAUUGAAAGUGCCAUAUAGUAAACAGUCAAGAACUAGAGUACAACGAGCAGAUGAAAGUAAAACAUGGGACGGAAUAGAGGGUGGUGACUUAGCAAAUGCCACUGCCGGUAACACAGGAUCUCUUUCUGCCUUUGGAGCCAGCAGCAUGCAGACCAGGGUGACAAACAGAGACCAGGAAUGUGUAAACAAAGAGGACCAUAAACAACUGCAACAGUGUGUCAAGGGCGCUUAUAUGUCACAAACACAGGAGAUUACACUCAAAGCCGUGGAGAAAAAGAAAGCCUCCCUAAAUGUCUGUCUCACACCUGACGCAGAAAACAAACCUGAGGCCUCUUCACCAGAUAUAAAGGAGGAAACGCUAGGGAUCAGUGUAAAUGAGAAACCAGAGGAGGAAGAAGGAAAUGGGAAUAAUAAAGUUAAGGUCCCCAUUCACAAAGUUAGAGAUGUGAGACGACUUGUAAAAAAUACAUAUAAUCUGUCUUUCAAGGCAACUAGUGCUGUAAUGCCAUCAAAUGUUGAUGACAACAGGAUGGACAUUUUAAAUGAGGAAAGGAGGGAAGAAAUUAAAGAGGAAAGGAGGGAAGAGGUCCUAGCACGGGAGGAGAGGGAGGUAAGGCAAGAGAUAAGGAGGGGGGAGAGGAGGGCGGAACAGAAAAAGGAGGUAAAAGACUUAAAGCUGCAAACCUUAUCUCCACCUCUUCAGAGCAAAGGAAGUCCUGUUUCACGUCCACAGCCAAUGCAAAUAGAAUACAAGGCUGUUUGCUGGAAAGAAGGCAAUAAUAAAAUGUCAUGCAGCAAGAAAGACUCAGAGAACCAAGGUGACAAACCUCAGGCUUCUCCAAAGCUUGUCACGAAGGUAAGCAGAGAAUCACCCUUGAAUGCAAACACAAUAAAUUACAAAACAGGAGACACAGAUAUUGCAAAGCCAUGUCAACAUGGUCCUAACAUGGCAGCAGGAGCACAAGAGACUUUGACAGAAAUCCAUAAAGUGCAAGACAACGAUGACAAACCUGUGGUGGUUAGAACAGACAGAAAACCUCCCAUGCUCGGUAGCCUCCCCAAACUACCCAGUAAAGAAAGAGAGGUGUCCACUGCUGUAGUGUUAAUAAGGGAUGGAUCCAGCAAGACAAAGCCAUCUGCAUCUCCAGCCCAGGGAGAGAUUCCCACGUCACUCCAAGCCCCGGCUGCUUCACCUUCACCUGGGCCCACUAACACUGGUAGCAGUGGCCACUCAGUUUCUAUGUUAUUAAAGGAAAAAGGCUACCACGCUGACAUUGGAGCAGUGGUGGGUGACAACCAGAAUGCACCUGGAGGUAAAGAGGUUCUCCGUAAGCAUGUGAACAGCCUAGAGAUCCCCCUUCAGACCCCCACUCCUUCAGAUGGAGGUCAGAUCGAGUCUCAUAGAGAGAGGACAUUCUCCUCCUCAUCCACUACAUCUGGUCCCUCAGUAGCAUCUGACAACACAGACACCCUUACAAAGACUAGAGAGGAUGAGAGAGUUAGCAGUAAGCCUACAGUAAAAGACACAGGAAAGCAAAAAAGUGCUUCUCCGCUGAGGAAUACGCAGGAGCAAACACCACCUCUCGCCAAACAGAAGGAACCUGGAGAUUUUGAAGUAGUAAAAAGACCAGAUCCAACUUUCCCCCCAAGGUCACCUGCAGUAAGGAGAUUCAGACCACAGCCAAUUGAGGUUAAGUCACUGUCUAAAGAAACACAGAAACAAGAGACCCCCACAAACUCUACAGGAACCAGUAGGCCUCAAGCCAUUGAAGUUAAAUCUAUAGCAAAACAUUCUCAAAAGCCAGCAGUGCCUCCAAAGCCAAGCUGCAAAUUUAUACCUGCAGAUUUAGGAGCAAUGCCAAAUGAAGCGCAUGGACUAUCAGCAACAACAUCUACUGUAAAACCACAAGGCGAGGAGAGGCCUCAAACAAUUGUAGUGUCCUCACCGACAAUCUAUAGAAAGAUCUCCAAUGAAUCCACAUCAACGUCAAACUAUUCAAGAAAACUAGCUGUGUCUGCAGUAUCCAGCCUCAAACCUCCAUCUUGCAAAGCAACAGCAACCACCAUCUCUAAUCUCUCAAACCAGUCAACAACACCAUCAGAGACAGAGGCAUCCAAUGACAAAGGUCAGCAGCAAAAGCCAGGGGCUUCGCCUCAAAACUCCAGAUAUACACAAAGACCCUCAACCUUUGCUACAGCUCUAAUAUCAGUCACUGAGCCAGGUUUAACCUCAGCUCCAGGCCCAGUGUCUGACCCAAAAGCAAACCCUGCCCCUGUCCCUGACUUGGCUGGAGCCAACCAGGCAAUGGAUUCAGACAGCCAACCACAGUAUCCCAGGACGGCUUACCCUCAUGAACAAGCUAUGCCGGUAACUUCAAACAAUACAAAGCAACUCACAGCUGUUUCCACAACACAAGUGCCAGGAUAUAUGCACCAGCCAUGCCGCAGAUCGCUCUCCAGCGAGCGCUCCCAAUGGACAAACGACAUGCGUUUUUAUGCCUCAGAUGACCCUCCAAGCUACGAUGAAAGGGAGAGCUUCAGUCCCCUCAUGCUCCCAGAUCUGAACCCCAGGAGGUCAAAUCGCUAUCAACCCUCCUCCCGCCCUCCUCCCUGCUCCUGCACAGCUAGCUGCCCUUCCCACCCUCGUCUCACCCCUCCUCACCAUCACCACAGCCCCCAUAACCUUACCCCUCCCGCCCCUCCUCACUCUCCAGGCCAGGCACUACCUUACCCAGUGGUUCAGCCCCCACUCCGUCCCCACCAGUGCAGACCUGACCCUCAGCCAAUGAGCUACCAGCCCGGCUCUCCCAAAUCAAGUCCCCUUGGUCCAAGCCAACCACCAGCCAUGUAUCAGCCUCUCCACCAGCCUCCUCCUUGCCCUCCCCAUCCCUCGCUCAUGCAGGCCUGCCCUGUCCAGCCACUACAGCAUAUUGACCCUCGACGACCCCCUGUCCACAGAUCCCCCCAGCAACAGCCGCCAGGCAUGGCUGGGGCUCCUUACAGCGAUCCUGGCCACGACCACUCUCCUGGCCUUCCUCCGAUGGAUCCCCAGUACCUGUGUGGCCCUCAGAGCCUGGGGCCUUCCUAUGGCUCUGAAUAUGGGGGCGACAGCUCCAGUUUGUACUCAGACAGUAGCUAUGGACAGACACCUCGCAGAGUGCUCCUGGAUCCUGAAACAGGGAAGUAUUUUUACAUUGAGGUGCCUCUACAGCCACUGAGGAAAAUGUUGUUUGACCCAGAGACUGGCCAAUAUGUGGAAGUGCUAAUCCCGCAGCAAGCAAUGUCACAUUCAGGCCUGUAUCCUCCUUCAGCAGCUCCCUACACAUCUCUCCACAAUCCCAACAUGUACGCUCCUGCUCCACAGUACAUGCCCUAUGCAGCUCCUCCUCCCCAAGCCCAUCCCCAGACUCAACCUCAGCCACCUCGAUAUCCUGAGGCCGCAGCAACAAUGCACCCUGGUGGGCCUGGAGUCAGCUACAGGAAUCCUUCUGGCCAGGGGUCCAAAUCAGAGCCCCAAAACCAUCCACCACUGGACCAGAGUUACCUGGAGAAUAUGUAUUAUGUUCCCACAGGGAUGAAUGCGAGCCCCAAUCCUACCCCACCAGAUUAUUACCACAAACAUCCCCCCAACAUACCCCCAACAGGGGGGAAAAGGUCCUGAAAUAGAGGACAGAGGCCGCCUUCCUGGAGCCUGUUGGGUUUUAAAUACACAGUGUAUAAAAGGGCUGUCUAAUGUUAGCCUGUAAUGUUAUUUGAGUUUUCACAUUGCAACUGAAGACAGCAAUUAUUUGGUUGUUGUGUAUUUGCUGCUGCUUAUUCUGUGCUAGGCUGCUUUAAUAGCACAAGAUAUAUGAUUCUUGAGUUUGAAGUUUUGAAAACACAAGAGAGGAAGCCUUUUUUCUAUGAGGUGUUCUUAAGAUUAUAACCUAAAUCUCAAAUGAUCUUUUACCAUUUUUGUCACUUUUGAUACACAACAUCAUACUGUUAGUUCACCAGUAAUGCACAGGUAAAGACAAAUCAAUAGGUUUACUGAUUUACUGAUGAGUGUACUUUAACAGAAAUAUCUCCAAAAAACUUGAAAAUACUGUUUUAAAAGAACCUCAUAUUUAUUUUAUUAUUGUGUUAUUUCGAUGAGUGAGUUUGUGCACAUGAUGUCUGCAUUAACAAUGCCAAUAAACUAU